Molecule: messenger RNA, 954 nt
Organism: Aegilops tauschii subsp. strangulata
Lineage: Eukaryota; Viridiplantae; Streptophyta; Magnoliopsida; Poales; Poaceae
Molecular function (GO): protein binding
Source: RefSeq, a predicted model, not a curated record
AUGGCACCUGAUCCGGCCGUGCUACCGGGUGACGUCCUCGCGGAGAUCCUCCGCCGCCUCGCGCCGCACAGCCUAGCCACGUCCCGGCUGGUCUGCAGUGCGUGGCGCGACACCAUCGACGCCCGCCUGCGCGCCCACCUGCUUCCGUGCUCCAUGCGCGGAAUCUUCAUCAACUUCACCCGACUUAGAUUCUCGGAGUUCUUCUCACGUCCUACGACAGGCCCGGCGAUCUGCGGAGGGCUCGACUUCUUGCCCUGCAUGGGCGUCAGUGUCAUGGACCACUGCAACGGGCUCUUGCUUUGCUGCGGUCUGAGGCACGACAAUGCACUGCCGCGCGAUUAUGUCGUCAACCCGGCCACACGUCGGUGGGCGCGUCUGCCCCAACACCCUCGGCCGCACAUGCCGGGUUCCGACGAGAGCGCGUACCUCGCGUUCGAGCCAGGCGUGUCACCGCACUAUGAGGUCGUUCUGAUCCCGCUCGUGUUGUCCGCCGGCGUGUCGAACGAUGACGCAUUGCUUGGAUCGGAGUGGCCUCCCGCGUCAUACGUCAUUGAUGUGUUCUCGUCGGUUACUCGGUGGUGGGACAAGAUGACCUUUGUUCGGGAAGGGGAGACAAAGAUGACCUUUGUUCAUCUCGAGCCAGGCAGCGCCCCCGCCCCCGGCCAUGGGGACAACGGUGCGGUGAUCUAGCGCCCGACCCUCCCGUCGCCCAAGGUCUAUCCCUAAUGUAUCACAACCUUUUGUAUCCUGUUCGUCAUUCCUUGCCCUGCUGCUCUGUUCCCCCCCUCGUGGUUGCCUGCUGCUCAGCCCGCGACGGUCUGAACUGCUAUGUUUGCUCGUGUGUGUAUCUGCUAUCUGUCCGGUUCUGGCCUGAAUACGUGGAUGUCUGUACUUUGCUUCUGUAUGGUGGAAAAUGCAUAUGUGAGACUGUUGCCGUCCCUUCUAUUGUUUUGA